Candidula unifasciata is the source of this 660-nucleotide messenger RNA. The record is from the annotation of a GenBank genome assembly. Lineage: Eukaryota; Metazoa; Mollusca; Gastropoda; Stylommatophora; Geomitridae.
AUGUUUAAAUUGUUAGUGCUCCUGCUGAUAACACUGUCUGCCGUAUCGCCUGCUGCUGUAGGCAGGUCUUCCACCAUUGACAACCCUUGCCAGGUUGACGCAACCAGCACCGGGACACCAAAGUACUUGCCGAUAAAGGAACAAAUUGAGCUAACGAUAACGGCAGCGAACACUACAUAUACUAUGUGUCAACGGUUUAAAGAAGCACUGAGAACUGUGCUGACGCUCAAUGAAACAAACCAGUUGGAUUCCCCUAUACACAACAUUCCUGGCCUAUCUUUGGCAUGCAACGAUUCAGCCCUAAGUGCAGCUAAUGUCCUCGGCGCUUUCGAAGAUGACUACCAGGACAUCUCGGCCUAUAUUGUGUAUCUACAGUUUUUGCAAAAUUUACAGGCAAAGGACAAUGGGAAAUUCGCUGAAAACAACCAUCUUGUCAGCAAUCAGUUUUACUCCUGGCGCUGCAGUGUCAAUACCAUCAUGAGGUCUAACAACUUAUCUGUGACCCAAAUCGUAAACUCAGCAGUGGAUAAACAACUGGAAUCGUACGCCGCUAAAGACUCGAAAAACCGCUACUCUUUAUAUUAUGUACUCAUGAAGAAUGCUCAAGAUUUUGCAAAGAAUAAAACCCUUAAAUGGGCCACAUACCUACAGACAUUGUAA